AGCAAAAAUGGCUGAUGAAGAUUUAUCCUUGAAUGAAGACCAACUUUUGGAGAAUUUGGAUGAGGCUAAUGGCGAAAAUGAAUCGGAACUAAUAAACGAGGACGAUACAAAUAUGCAAAUUGAUCCUGAAUUGGAAGCUAUUAAAGCUCGUGUCAAAGAAAUGGAAGAAGAAGCUGAAAAAAUCAAACAAAUGCAAACAGAGGUAGAUAAACAAAUGGCUGGCUCGACCACAGGUUUGGCAACGGUGCCAUUAUCGCUGGAAGAAAAACAGGAAAUCGAUACACGUUCUGUGUAUGUGGGCAAUGUGGAUUAUGGCGCCUCAGCCGAAGAAUUGGAAGCACAUUUCCAUGGCUGUGGUACAAUAAAUCGUGUUACAAUUUUAUGUAAUAAGGCCGAUGGGCAUCCCAAGGGAUUUGCAUACAUUGAAUUUGGUUCCAAAGAAUUUGUUGAGACUGCAUUGGCCAUGAAUGAGACACUGUUUCGUGGUCGUCAAAUUAAGGUUAUGUCUAAGCGUACUAACCGUCCCGGUUUGUCAACAACUAAUCGUUUCCCCCGUGGCAGUUUUCGUGGUCGUGGUGGUUCGCGCAUUUCCAGAGCCUGCUGUCACACAACUACCUUCCGUGGUGCACGUCGCCCCAUAAGAGGUUAUCGUGGACGUGUCAAUUAUUAUGCUCCUUACUGAUUAAUAUUCUUACCUACUUUUAAUGAUUUUUUUUACAAUAUAUAAUGAUUUCAAAAAACAUUAUAUUGUUGCCAUUCUUCAAAAAAUAUAAACAAAAAAAUAAAACUGAUCCGA
Molecule: messenger RNA, 796 nt
Organism: Musca vetustissima
Lineage: Eukaryota; Metazoa; Arthropoda; Insecta; Diptera; Muscidae
Gene: Pabp2
Product: polyadenylate-binding protein 2
Exons: 5
Coding region: 8-682 (224 amino acids)
Molecular function (GO): RNA binding
Source: RefSeq, a predicted model, not a curated record